Molecule: messenger RNA, 859 nt
Organism: Octopus sinensis (East Asian common octopus)
Lineage: Eukaryota; Metazoa; Mollusca; Cephalopoda; Octopoda; Octopodidae
Product: probable serine/threonine-protein kinase dyrk1
Exons: 3
Coding region: 1-831 (276 amino acids)
Source: RefSeq, a predicted model, not a curated record
AUGCGCAUCGACUAUUUCUUUAAGAAAAGUUCCGAACGAAUGAAGAAAACCAUUUUACAAAUUCAUCAGAGCAGCAACAGCUCAUUCUUCCAUAUCAACGCAUCUUCAAUUACUGCCGGGAACAAUAGGAGCAUCAUCACCAUCAUCAUAAUCAUCGAGGACGUUACCAUCGAUAGCAACACUACCGACCACCGACACCACUACAUCCAUCUCUACCACCACCACCAACAACACCACCACAACAACAACAACGACAACAACAACAUCAGCAGCUGGAAAACCAACAAGACUACAGUAAGAAAACAGGAAAUAAGAAGAAUUAGAGAACCAGGAGAAAAUUCAAUAUUUUUAAGAACAAACAACAACAACAACAACAAGAGCAACAAAAGCAGCUUAACAACAGCGAUAAUCACAACAACAACAUCGCCAACAACAACCACAGAUUUAAGAAACAACAGCGACAGCAUCAACACUAGAUGCAGAAAUAAAAGAAGUAAAAAAAACACAUUAAAGAACACAAGACGUGAGAUUUACAACAACUGCAAAAACAACAGCAGCAGCAGCACUUGCAGCAACAACGGCAAUAAUUCUGCAACCAGGAUUAACAAUGUUUUACCGUUUUGGAGGAAUACACUUUUGGCUACUCCUGUUACCCACCAUUACCGACAGUUUGGUUAUGCCAAUAAUUCGAAGGAUGGCAAUAACUUCAGACAUUCGCUAUCGUUUCGCCACAACCCACAUCUCUCUCGAUGUUGGCAACACACAGAAUUACACAGAAGACUUUCACUUCGAGACUCAAUUACCACUUGGAUCUUUAAUAUCCAACGUUAGCUUGUAAGUCUUGCGCAUGCUCUUUUGA